AUGGCCGUUGAAUCUCGUGCCAACCGCCGAAUCGGGGCUUCAAAGUCGCGGAAUGGAUGCAAAACCUGCAAUACUGGGCGCAAAUGCGAGUAUGAGGGGCCGUCCUCUCCCCUAGCCCCAUCGACGCCAUCAUCUCUUUCCCCCGCUCAGGCUCUGCCGCUAUCACCAAAUUCAGGCUGGCGGGAGAGACGGGCAUUUGAGUAUUACUUCCAACAUGCCGCAAAAUGUCUUGCUGGUGGAAUGGCUAUCGAUUUCUGGACGAGUGUUGUGCCUCAGAUCUGUCGCACGGAACCUUCGGUAUGGGAUGCUGUAAUUGCGAUUAGCAGCCUCUUUGAACAUCCUGACCAGUGCAUGGACUUCACUCUUUUGAGAAGUCGUGGUGGAAAUUCCCAAUACCUCAACAAGUCCCAGCAAGAGGCUCUAGUAUGGUACUCGCGCUCGAUCUCCAGCGUUCACUCACAAAUCAAACGCCGUGGUGCCGACCCAUACAUUGCUUUGAUAAGCUGUGUGAUGUUUAUUUGCAUAGAAACCAUCCAAGGCCGUAUGGAAGAGGCAUUGCAACUGUACAGGCAAGGAACAAGUCUGAUCAUGGACCUGAGGGCCCAAGUGAGACUGGGAAUAGUGUGUGCCAGCAAGACGAUGCUCUUGGAGCGCAUGAUCAUUCCGCUAUUCUUGCGACUGGGAACAGUAUCCCUUACUAUAUCAGGAACACAACCAAGUGAGCUUUUCACCGCCACGGAAACCCGUUUGAACGUCCCUUUUGAAUCCAUUGCUGCGGCACGAUCCGCCAUUGCCGCUCUCGGCAAAGAAAUUAUUCUCUUUGACCGCGAAGCGAGAUGUCAUCUGAGGGCUGUUGGUGGGGAAUCUUUCGUGGCCCCAGAGAUGCUUGAAAAGAAAAAUAUCCUCAAAAGCCACCUAGAUGACUGGUAUCAAGCUUAUAGUGACCUCUGCAAUCCUUCGCAAGACGCAUCUCUGUCUCAAAUGUCAACAGAACCUGUGCUGCUCACUCAUCAUGCAGCAGCAAAAGUCCACCUCGCUGGGUGUCUAACGGUCAAGGAAACGGUGUACGAUGCCCAUCUUGCAGAUUUUGCCAUUAUUGUUGAACAGGCCAAUUUGGUACUCGGGAUAUCAGCCGGUCCAGAUGGUUCCCAACCGCCUUUCACCUUUGAAAUGGGAGUCGGAAUCCCACUUUUCAAAACGGCAAUGGUUUGCCGUGACCAAAAUUUGCGUCACAGGGCCCUGGAACUCCUGAGACAAGCACCUCCAAUGCAAGGAUUCUUCAAAUGCACACCAGUGGCUAUGCUUGCAGAAAGUAUCAUGAAAAUAGAGGAGAGCAAUGCCCAGCAGCUGCUUGGGUUGUAUGGAAAUGAUUGCUCGUCCACUAACACCCCAUCUUCAAAAGACCCUCAAAACACCGAAUCCCAUUCCACCCUUAUUCCAGAGGAAGCCCGUAUCUCGUUCUGCGGCGUGUUCAGGCCUGCAGAUGGACUACCGCCAAAUGUUUCGGAGGAGAAUGUCUCUCAGUGGGGGCUUGGGCCGGAUCAACUGUUCUUGGAGUUCUCAAGGAAUUAUUUCGACACGCCGAGCAACUCCUGGCAGCAAGUUCGUAACAUUGUUCCAUUGAAUUCUUGA
Molecule: messenger RNA, 1632 nt
Organism: Penicillium macrosclerotiorum
Lineage: Eukaryota; Fungi; Ascomycota; Eurotiomycetes; Eurotiales; Aspergillaceae
Exons: 2
Coding region: 1-1632 (543 amino acids)
Source: RefSeq, a predicted model, not a curated record